This is a messenger RNA of Spinacia oleracea (spinach), 426 nucleotides long. RefSeq lists its product as uncharacterized. The coding region runs from base 1 to 426 and encodes 141 amino acids. NCBI's taxonomy places the organism in Eukaryota, Viridiplantae, Streptophyta, Magnoliopsida, Caryophyllales, Amaranthaceae. The record is from RefSeq and is a predicted model, not a curated record. The transcript has a single exon.
AUGACGGAUCUUCAGACCCCCCGGGAACACAUAGCCGCCUACGAGGGACAUAUGUACCUUCAACUGUAUUGUGCAGCCACCUGGUGCAAAUAUUUUCCGACCACUCUGACCGGUAUCGCUCAAACCCAGUUUCUCAAACAAAAGCCCGUGUCGAUAGGAGGAUACAAGGAUCUGGUCACGAAGUUCCGGCUGCAAUUCAUCAGCAAUUACCGAAAAGAGAAAAGCACCCAUGAGCUGAUGACGGUGACUCAAGGCAAAGACGAAAGUCUAAGAGACUACAUGACCAGCUUCCCGAAGGAGGCCACUAUGAUCAGUUGCGUCAAAGCAGAUGUAGCACUUUUCGCUCUGCAAAGCGGCCUGAACCCGGGUGAAUACCGAAACCAACUGCUGAUGAAACAACCAACCACUCUGGAAGAAGCCUACUAA